CAUUCAACAUUCUCUCCAUUACUCUCCAUUUUCUUCCAUCUCUCUCACAAUCACAAAUGGCCGAAGAAACACAAACAAAAUGGGAAGGAAAGGCCACGGCGGAGCUCAAAAGCUCAACAGCAGAGCAGAUAUGGCCUUUCCUGGAGGAAUUCUGCAACUUAGACAAGUUCUUUCCUGACGUGGAUACAUGUUACCGAGUAGAGGGAACUCCAGGUCAGCCUGGCCUGGUCCGUUAUUGUGCAGGCAAACUUGGAUGGGCCAAAGAGAAGCUUUUAACCAUUGAUCCGACCAACCGCUGCCUAAGCUACGAGGUCCUUGAAGGUAGUUUUGGGUUCAAGAACUACUUGGCCACUGUCAAAGUCUUGCCGAUGGAGGGUGAUGGUAAACCUGCAGGGUGCAAGAUCGAGUGGUCGUUUAUAGCUGAUCCGUUUGAAGGGUGGAGAUUGGAAGAUUUCGGUUCUUAUCUUGAUAAUUGUCUGCAAUUCGUGGCAAACAAAUUGGAGGAUGCUAUAAAGGCUCAAAUCUAGAGGGUAAGAUUUCCCGUUGAAUAGUAUUAAAAUGUUACCUAGCUGCAUGUAUGUUACUCGAUGGAAGUUCGGGAUCUUUAAAUAAUCUCUGGUGCCUUAUUGCAGUCAAGCUUGGAAUGAUAUUUUUGAUAAUUUCCAUUUUA
Messenger RNA from Theobroma cacao (cacao), 670 nucleotides. RefSeq names its product Polyketide cyclase/dehydrase and lipid transport superfamily protein. The record is from RefSeq and is a predicted model, not a curated record. NCBI's taxonomy places the organism in Eukaryota, Viridiplantae, Streptophyta, Magnoliopsida, Malvales, Malvaceae.